ACCCAGGCUUGUGUUUGCCCUGCUCUGUGUGUUCAGGCUGCAAACGGGGAAGCAGAGGGCUUGGCUCAGUCUGGCACUGGGCACAACCAGCUCAAGACACAGGACCUGAGCAGGAGCAGCUCCAGUGACACCAGGGGCCUGGAGAGACUCCCAGGAGGGGGCCAACAGGAACGAUGGGUAACCAAAUGAGUGUUCCACAGAGAGUUGAAGACCAAGAAAGUGAAUCAGAAGCGGACACUUACAAGGUGACGUGGGACAGUGAGUGUGGUCAGAAUGGGUCGGCAGUGAUCGUGUCCACCCACACUGUUCAACACUAUGAUGAAGUCGAUCUGGGAAUAAGCAUGAAGACGGAUAAUGUGGCCACUUCUUCCCCUGAGACAAUGGACAUAAGUGCUACGGCCAGUGCCAACGGAAAGAAUCUUGGGAAAGAGGCCAAACCCGAAGCACCAGCUGCUAAAUCUCGUUUUUUCUUGACGCUCUCUCGGCCUGUACCAGGACGUCCCGGAGACCAAGGCUGGGAUUCAUCCCCGGGAUCAGCGAAGCUUGAUGUCAGCCCCAGUAAAGCGCCACUGAACAAAGACCCGAGUGAGAGCGUGGCGCUUCCUGGGGCAGCUGCACCAGGGCCCAACGCGCAUAAAACCCCAGAGCAGACCCCAGCCAAGGACCAGGCCCUCUCUGCCACCUGGGCUCCAGCGCCUGCCCCACCUGAGUCAGGGGAAACAGCCCCCUCCAAGCCCAAGGACUUGAGCUUUUUCGAGAAAUUCUUCAAACUGGACAAGGGACGGGAAAAGGCACCAAGUGACAACCAACAGGAAUCCAAGAGGACAGAGCACGAAGACGGGGCCGAGGAGACUCCUGGAUUAUCCGAGCAGCCUGCUGGAGUCCCUGCAGCAGAGGACGCAGCUGCUGGCGAGGAAGAAGGAGAAGAAACUGGAACUUUGAGUUGCUCUGUCCCUGGCGACCCAGAAGAACCAGAGGCUGCAAAGGCAGACGCCCAGACAGCAGACACAACUGAGAUUAACAGCCCCAUCAUGAGUUUCUUUAAAACCCUGGUUUCACCCAACAAGGCGGAAACAAAAAAAGAUCCAGAAGACACGGCAUCCAAAGUAGAAAGUGUGUGUGACGGACACGCUGGUCAGAAGACUUCCGAGAUCCAGGCCAAAGGCACCAAGAAAAAGCACCUGGAUAGCCCCAGGCUAGGACUCGCCUUUAGAAAGCUCUUUAGGCAUAAGGGUGCCGAGAAAUCACCCACCACCUCCCCGGACCUCAAGAAAGACACAGCAAACUCCGUGCCCUCGGGGACCCCCCGGGCCGCCAAGAAUCCUAAAGGCUGCAGCCCUUCAGCUCCGCCGCAGCCUGAGACACUGGCAGAGACUGCAAAGGAAGGCACCAAGGAGAAGGCAGGACCCACGUCUCUGCCGCUGGGCAAACUCUUCUGGAAAAAGUCAGUAAAAGAGGAUUCAGGCCCCACAGCCCCCACAGGUGCAGAGGAGAAUGUAGUGUGUGAAGCACCAGUAGAGGUAACAGAGUCGGAGGAAGCCUUGCCGGCAGUGGAUCUCAGUGGAGAAGAGGGUGCGCCUGAAGAUGCAGAGGUCAAACCCAAAAGAGAAGAAAGGAAGGCACCGAGAACCUCCUUCAUGGCGCUUCUCAGACAAAUGUCAGUGAAAGGGGAUGGAGGGAUCACCGACUCGGAAGAAAUAAAUGGGAAAGAUUCCAGCUACCAAACCUCCAACUCCACGGAGAAGGCCAUCACGCCACCAGAGCCGGAACCCGCGGGAGCAGCCCCGAAGGGCAAAGAGGGCUCCUCGAAGGACAAGAAGUCAGCUGCCGAGAUGAGCAAGCGGAAGAAUAGCAAGCAGGAAGCCGCAGCAGCCGCCCAGUGCGCAGAGCAGGCCGUGGUGGAUGGAAACUCGCUGCAGAAUGGGGACAGGGCCCAGAGGAGACCUGAGAAGCGGCAGCAGUCCCUUGGAGGCUUCUUCAAAGGCCUGGGACCCAAGCGGAUGUCGGACGCUCAAGUGCAAACAGACCCUGUGUCCAUCGGCCCCGUCGGCAAAUCCAAGUAAUCAAAUCUCCACAGUGCCCUCCGGGUUCUCUCAUCCCCCAUCUCCUCCCCAGACAGACUCCAUGUACAUAGCUUUCCUUCGGAUGCCCGUCCGGUGAAAUCCUGCCUACAGAGACAGCCCGGGCUGUGAUUGUAUGUUGUGGGGCACGGUUUUUGUCUCGGGUCCAGUCUUUCUGGCAAGCAACAGUCGAGGUGUUUUAGCAGGUGGACUAGUCAGGUCAGAAGGGUUGAGGAGGGGGUUGGCAUGCGUUUGGGUUCAGUUUGAUAAAUGGUGGAGGCGAGUGAAGUGACGGAAGAAAUACACCAGUGAGAAGGAAUGGAGUUCUGUGCUGGACGCACACUCGCACCCUCAGCCUGGGGAGGGGAGGCCAGAACCCAUUUGUCUGAGUUCACGUUUCCAGGACAGCGAACACAGGCUCUGCAUCGGGCAGUCGCCAAUUUCCGGGAAUGGAAUGUGUGGCUAUGAAGAAGCAAUGAGUAAGAAUGGCUUUUUUCUAACAGGGUCUCUGAAAGUUGCUGAACAGAGAGAAAUGGAGAGGGCUUAAGACGAUUGGAAAAACAAUUGCUUAAGAGGCUCAGGGACAAGGACCAGUGUGACAGCUUCAACAAAUAAAGGAAGUUGCAAGUUUACCACCAGGGGGCGCCAGGGGCUCCUUUAAUCCUGCCUCCUUUAGCCUAACACAGAUUGGUCCUCUCCUCAAGGCUGAGGGACUGGCUUCUCUGUUCUGUCUGACACUUAUCUCAGGUCUGUCUGUAACUUCCUAAUGUUCCCAAGAUGUGCUCUGAUAAAACCUCUCCCUAACCCCAGUUAAUAAAAAUUUACAGAAGAUUAUUCAAA
Oryctolagus cuniculus (rabbit) is the source of this 2900-nucleotide messenger RNA. It is a transcript of the gene BCAS1, whose product is annotated as brain enriched myelin associated protein 1. Lineage: Eukaryota; Metazoa; Chordata; Mammalia; Lagomorpha; Leporidae. Gene Ontology annotation, biological process: myelination. The record is from RefSeq and is a predicted model, not a curated record.